Messenger RNA from Hyposmocoma kahamanoa, 611 nucleotides. RefSeq names its product mitochondrial inner membrane protease subunit 2. Gene Ontology annotation, molecular function: serine-type endopeptidase activity. The coding region runs from base 72 to 566 and encodes 164 amino acids. The record is from RefSeq and is a predicted model, not a curated record. The transcript has a single exon. Gene Ontology annotation, cellular component: mitochondrial inner membrane peptidase complex; membrane. Lineage: Eukaryota; Metazoa; Arthropoda; Insecta; Lepidoptera; Cosmopterigidae. Gene Ontology annotation, biological process: mitochondrial respiratory chain complex assembly.
CGAUUUGUUUGGUCCGACUAGGCGACUAUGUCGGACGCAUUUCGCUCAAAAAAUCAAGUGUUGGCCUAUUCAUGAUUCUACAGACCUUGUUUAGAGCAGUCGCCUUUGGCAUCCCCAUCGGCGUAACGUUCCUUGACACCAUCGGAUAUGUGGCUAGAGUCGAAGGGAUUUCUAUGCAGCCUUGUCUAAAUCCGGAGUCGAAUAAUACCGAUUAUGUGUUUCUCUCGAGAUGGGCAGUGAGAGACUACAAAGUUGAAAGGGGUGAUGUUAUAUCACUUGUAUCCCCUAAAGACCCAAAUCAGAAGAUAAUCAAGCGUGUCGUGGCUCUACAAGGCGACGUUGUGAGCACUAUAGGAUACAAGAAUCAGUAUGUGAAGAUUCCAGAAGGACAUUGUUGGGUGGAAGGUGAUCACACUGGUCAUACUUUAGACAGUAACACGUUUGGACCCAUUUCUUUAGGUUUAGUAAAUGCUAGAGCAGUCUGCAUCGUCUGGCCGCCUAGUCGAUGGCAGAGUCUUGAUGCAAAAUUGCCUGAUAAACGGAGACCUAUUAGUGCUACAAUGUAGUACAAAUUUUAAGAGGCAAGAUGUAAAAAUAUGCAGUACAAUUCC